AUGCCACCUGUGUGGGGUGCAAGAGAGAAGGCACAGCACAGUGCCAGCCAAAGCUGGUAUCCAGGCCAGUCAGCUGCUUCUGCAUCUCCAUCACCAUCCAAGCAUCGAGCAAAAAUGGAUGACAUCGUGGUGGUAGCCCCAGGAACGCAAUCCUCUCGAAAUGUCAGCAAUGACCCAGAUGUCAUAAAGCUGCAGGAAAUUCCAACUUUCCAGCCCCUUUUGAAAGGACUCCUCAGUGGGCAGACAUCUCCAACCAACACCAAACUGGAAAAGCUGGACCCCCAGCAAGUGCUGCAGCUGUGUCUCCGCUACCAAGAUCAUCUUCACCAGUGUGCAGAAGCAGUUGCCUUUGAUCAGAAUGCUCUCGUGAAGCGAAUCAAGGAGAUGGACCUCUCAGUGGAAACUCUUUACAGCUUCAUGCAGGAGCGCCAGAAGAAGUAUGCCAAGUAUGCAGAGCAGAUCCAGAAGGUCAACGAGAUGUCUGCCAUCCUGCGCCGCAUCCAGAUGGGCAUCGACCAGACGGUCCCGCUGAUGGAGCGGCUGAACAACAUGCUGCCCGAGGGCGAGAGGCUGGAGCCCUUCAGCAUGAAACCCGACCGGGAGCUGAAGUCGUAG
This is a messenger RNA of Chaetura pelagica (chimney swift), 615 nucleotides long. It is a transcript of the gene BORCS5, whose product is annotated as loss of heterozygosity, 12, chromosomal region 1. The record is from RefSeq and is a predicted model, not a curated record. Gene Ontology annotation, biological process: organelle transport along microtubule; lysosome localization; positive regulation of anterograde synaptic vesicle transport. NCBI's taxonomy places the organism in Eukaryota, Metazoa, Chordata, Aves, Apodiformes, Apodidae. The coding region runs from base 1 to 615 and encodes 204 amino acids. Gene Ontology annotation, cellular component: BORC complex; synaptic vesicle membrane; cytoplasmic side of lysosomal membrane. The transcript is spliced from 5 exons.